GCAUGCGCUGUUGAAUAUUUUCGACGCUUACUAAUUCGUAAUCAUGUUCCACCGUUACAUAUCGCAGAUUCACUUAUUAAAGGUCUUAUUGGAUGCUUACGAGUGAAUUAUGCUAGUAUUCAAAGAGAUGCAGCUUGGGCACUUACUAAUUGCGCCUGCUCACCGCAUGAAAUAUGCUAUAAAAUAAUUGAAUAUGGUGGCUUAGAAGCAUUGGUUGAAUGUGCUGCAUUAACAGAUGGUGAAACUCGAGAUCAGGUUUUUUGGACACUUGGUAAUAUUGCAUUGGAUUGUCCAAUAUGUCAUGAAAAGGUAGUGAA
Loa loa (African eye worm) is the source of this 317-nucleotide messenger RNA. RefSeq lists its product as hypothetical. NCBI's taxonomy places the organism in Eukaryota, Metazoa, Nematoda, Chromadorea, Rhabditida, Onchocercidae. The record is from RefSeq and is a predicted model, not a curated record. The annotation marks the transcript as partial. The transcript has 3 exons. Gene Ontology annotation, molecular function: protein binding.